Messenger RNA from Ilex paraguariensis (yerba mate), 348 nucleotides. Lineage: Eukaryota; Viridiplantae; Streptophyta; Magnoliopsida; Aquifoliales; Aquifoliaceae. The record is from the annotation of a GenBank genome assembly.
AUGGACACUGUUUAUGUGACUGUUCACGUGAUGCACCUGCUACUGGACAUGGACUCUGUUCACGUGAUGCAGCCCCUACAGUUGGACUCUGUUCAUAUGAUGCAGCACCUGCUGCACUUAGUCAUAGCCCAUGGACACUGUUUAUGUGACUGUUCACGUGAUGCACCUGCUGCUGAACAUGGACUCUGUUCACGUGAUGCAGCCCCUACAGUUGGACUCUGUUCACAUGAUGCAGCACCUGCUGCACUUAGUCAUGUAAAUACUGCACAUGAUCUCAACACAAAGCAUGGAGAAGAUAAGGAUAGUGAUGCUAGAGAUAUCUCAAGUGAUAAAGAUAAAGAGACGUGA